AUGGGUUCAAAGUUGGAAAAGGGGGCGGCUGCUGAGGAACAGUCUGCUUUCAAUUCUCUGGGCCGGUGGCCCUUAGCCAGGGCGAGCGCAACGCCGCGCGCGCUGGGAGACCUUAGCUCCGCCCCUAGCUCCGGGCUCGGAGUGAUUGACGCGCCGCUGCCGGGAUACUCCGUCGCACGGAGUCUCUCCCGCCCCCCAACCGGGGCAGUCCGAUCGCACUCGCUGCAUAUCAGAGGCUCCGCGCGGCGCGCUCCUCCUCGCUCCCGCUCCCCACUCCCGGGAUGUGUCUCCGCCGUACGACGGGCUAUGGCCACCACGACUUCCGGGUUCCGUCAUUUCGUUCUCCCGCCGCCGACCCGCGCCGCCAAACUGAGGCUCUUCUAUAAGCCAGGCAGCAGCCAACCUGCCAACACCUACUGACACUCACUCAUCUCCCAGAGAGAGAAAGAGAGCGCGAGAGAGCGAGCGCGAGAGAGCGAGCGCGAGUGAGAGCGAGCGAGCGAGAAAGAGAGAGAGGGAGAGACAAAAUACCUACCAGGAAAGGGGGGGAGGAAGUCCAAUUUUUGCAAACUAUUCAUUUUUUUCUUGAUUUUUCCCCCCUUGCUUUCUUUGAACGAUACUUUAAAGAGAGAGGAUCAUAUUAUAUAUACAGCGGGGGCAAAGCUAAACGAGGGGGAGGGGGGAGGAAAAAAUUCAAGAAGCAGAAACCCCUCGCGGAGUUUACUGGAAGAAAAAAAACGGGUCUGAAAGAUUCCUCCUCUUCAUCAUCAUCAACCAUCAUUCAUUCACUACCUUGACAUUCCGGGCUUUGAUUGACAGCUGGAGUGGCAAAAAGCCAUGAAACACGACAGUUCGGUUACAUGUGGGCUGCUGACGGGCCGCUCGUAACCUUCAGUUCGGGGGCUUGACAAUUUUUUUUUAUUCUUUUUCUUCUUUUUCUUUUUCUUUUUUUUUUUUUUUUUCCAACUGAGGGGAAGAGAAGAGAAAGAGGGGGAAAGGAGGACCGAAGAGGAGGAGGAGGAGGAGGGGAGGGGGGAGGAGGAGGUGGAGGAGGAGGAGGAAGAUCAGGAGGAGGAGGAAGAAGAGGAAAAAAGAGAAAAAGAAGAAAUAUCACAGGAAAAAAAAAACUUCGUUGUGUUGCCUGGGCUUUUUUUUUUUUCUUUCCCUAAAAAUAACAUAUUGGAGAAUUGGGAGAAGUCUCCUUGGUUUGGAAAAAAAAAAAAAAAAA
Molecule: messenger RNA, 1228 nt
Organism: Sus scrofa (pig)
Lineage: Eukaryota; Metazoa; Chordata; Mammalia; Artiodactyla; Suidae
Source: RefSeq, a predicted model, not a curated record